ACGCACAAAGCCGGAAGUUUGUGGUCACAUAUGAACGAGUCGGGUGUGUGACAGCUGGCGGGUGAGAGGAACGGGAAGCAGCCGCUGCUGGCAGAGGGUAUCAGUACGUAAUGGAGGACAUCUCGGGUCAGCCACCAGAACCUGAUCACUUUCUCAGAGUAUUCAAGAUGAAAAAGGACGGAAGACACAUAACUGAGAACAUCUUAGAUCUCACCCUGGAGAUCAUCUACCUGCUGACUGGGGAGACUUAUACAAUGGUGAAUAAAACAUCAAGUGAGUGUGUGACACCCAGAGGCCACCCCCGUGUAUUAGAUCUACAGACCAGGACUCAGAUCCCCAUCCCGGUGCCUCCAUCUCACUCACUGGUACAUGAGAAAUACAAUGAGCAGAAGAUCCUGGAACUCGCCAACAAGAUCAUUCAGCUGCUGACUGGAGAGGUUCCUAUAAGAUGUGAGGAUUUCACUGUCUAUUUCUCUAUGGAGGAGUGGGAGUAUAUAGAGCAACACAGGGGUCUGUACAAGGACGUGAUGAUGGAGAAUCACCGGCCACUCACAUCACUGGAUGGAGCCAGUAACAGGAAUACCCCAGAGAGGUGUCUCCGUCCUCUUUAUUCCCAGGAUCAUACAGAGGAGAGUCACAGUGUCCCACAGGAGGAUCAGGGUGAAGACCGGAUUAAUAUUAAAACAGAAGCUAUACAGGGAGAAGAGACGUAUGUGAUGAUAGAUCAGCAGUGUAAGGAGGAGGAAGAGGAGACGUAUGUGAGGAGUAAUCAGCUGUGUAAGGAGGAGGAAGAGGAGACGUAUGUGAGGAGUAAUCAGCUGUGUAAGGAGGAGGAAGAGGAGACGUAUGUGAGGAGUAAUCAGCUGUGUAAGGAGGAGGAAAUCCCUACAGAUAUCAGCACAGCAGAUGGAUGCAGAGGCAGGAAUACCUCAGAGGGACGUCUCCUUUUGUCAUCAGAUUAUAAAAUAGAAGAUAACAUCGUACAAGAUUCUCCAGGAGAAAACCCUGUUAGACAAAAUAUACAUCCAGUGUUGGACAGGGAAGAUACGUCAUCUGAUCCCUCUAAUCAUAAAGAUUGUUCUGCUGAUACGUUAGAUGAUAUUAUACAUAGAACAAGCCCUACAGGUGCUAAAAUGUUUCCCUGUUCUGAGUGCGGUAAAUGUUUCUUACAUCGUUCAGUCUUUGUUAUACAUCUGAGAACUCACACAGGUGAGAAACCAUUUGCAUGUACUGAAUGUGGGAAAUGUUUUGCACAGAAAUACACUCUCGUUACACAUCAGAGAAAUCACACGGGUGAGAAGGCAUUUUCCUGCUCUGAGUGUGGGAAAUGGUUUACACGGAAAUCAAAACUUGUUAUACAUCAGAGGAGUCACACAGGUGUGAAGCCAAUUUCAUGUUCCAACUGUGGCAAAUGUUUUACAGAUAAAUCAAAACUUGUUAUACAUCAGAGAUCUCAUACAGGUGAGAAGCCAUUUUCAUGUUCUGACUGUGGGAAAUGUUUUACAGAGAAAUCAAAACUUGUUAAACAUCAGAGAACUCACACAGGUGCAAAACCAUUUUCAUGUGCUACGUGUGGGAAACAUUUUACAGCGACAUCAUCUCUUGUAAGACAUCAGAGAAUCCACACAGGGGAGAGGCUGUUUCCAUGUUCUGAGUGUGGAAAAUGUUUUACCGUUAAAUCAAAUCUUGCUAAACAUCAGAGAAGUCACACAGGUGUGAAACCAUUUUCAUGCUCUGAGUGUGGGAAGUAUUUUACAGAGAAAUCUGUUCUUGUCAGACAUCAGAGAACUCACACAGGUGAGAAGCCAUUUUCAUGUUCUGAGUGUGGGAAAUGUUUUACAUAUAAAUCAGAUCUUGUCAGACAUCAGAAAACUCACAGUAUUAAUUCUGCCAGACGACUUGUCAGCACUGGCAUAAGUAAGCCGCUAGUGCGGAACAAGGAAAAAGCGGAACUGACAGAAGAUGCACAGUUUGCAGUUGAGUGGGAGGUCUGUACCAACGUGAGUGUGACUCUAAAGAAUGCAUGGCUUUGUCUGUCCAGACUCUGCAAAGAGGACAUCUUGGGUCAGCCCCCAGAAACAGAGCACUUUCUCAGAUUCGUCAAGAUGGAAAAUGACAGGAGACACAUAACUCAGAACAUCUUAGAUCUCACCCUGGAGAUCAUCUACCUGUUGACUGGGGAGACUUACACAUUGGUGAGUGAAACAUCUGGUGAGAGUGUGACACCCAAAGGCCACCCUCAUGUUUCAGAUGAACGGAGAAGGUUCCAAAGCAACAUCCCAGUGCCUCCACCUCACUCACUCGUACAUGAGAGACACAAUGACCAGAAGAUCCUGGAACUCACCAACAAGAUCAUUCAGCUGCUGACUGGAGAGGUUCCUAUAAGGUGUGAAGAUGCCACUGUCUAUUUCUCCAUGGAGGAGUGGGAGUAUAUAGAGGAACACAGGGGUCUGUACAAGGACGUGAUGAUGGAGAAUCACCGGCCCCUCACAUCACUGGAUGGAGCCGGUAACAGGAAUACCCCAGGGAGAUGUCCCCGUCCUCUGUAUUCCCAGGACCAUACAGAGGAGAAUCACACUGUCCUACAGGAGGGUCAGGGUGAAGACCGGAUUGAUAUUAAAAGAGAAGAUAUAUCUGGAGAAGAAGAGAUGUAUGUGAGGGUUGAUCAGCUGUGUAAUGAGGAGGAAAUCCCUACAGGUAUCAGCAUAGCAGAUGGAUGCAGAAGCAGGAAUACCUCAGAGGGACAUCUCCUUUUGUCUUCAGAUUUUAAAAUAGAAGAUAACAUCAUACAAGAUUCUCAAGGACAAAACCCUGUUACACUAAUUAUACCUCCAGUGUUGGCCACGGGAGAUACGGCAUCUGAUCCCUCUAAUCAUGAAGACUGUUCUGCUGAUACGUUAGAUGUUGUUACACAUAGAACAAGCCCUACAGGUGCUAAAAUGUUUCCCUGUUCUGAAUGUGGGAAAUGUUUCUUAUAUAAUUCAUUCUUUAUUAGUCAUCAGAGAACUCACACAGAUGAGAGACCAUUUCCAUGUUCUGAGUGUGGGAAAUGUUUUAAAGUGAAAUCAAAUUUUGUUAUACAUCAGAGAACUCACACAGGUGAAAAACCAUUUACAUGUUCUGACUGUGGGAAAUGUUUUACAGAGAAAUCCACUCUUGUUAGACAUCAGAGAACUCACACAGGUGAGAAGCCUUUUCCAUGUUCUCAGUGUGGGAAAUGUUUUACACAGAAAUCAGAUCUUGUAAAACAUCAAAGAACUCACACAGGUGAGAAGCCAUUUUCAUGUUCGGAGUGUGGGAAAUGUUUUAUACAAAAAACAAACCUGGUUAUGCAUCAGAGAAUUCACACAGGUGAGAAGCUGUAUUUAUGUUCUGAGUGUGGGAAAUCUUUUACAGAGAAAUCCAAUCUUGUUGCACAUCAGAGAACUCACACAGGUGAGAAGCCUUUUCCAUGUUCUGAGUGUGGGAAAUGUUUUAUAAAGAAAUCAGAUCUUGUCAGACAUCAGAAAACUCAUACAGGUGAGAAGCCGUUUUCAUGUUCUGAUUGUGGGAAAUGUUUUACACAAAAAACAAACCUUGUUAUACAUCAGAGAACUCACACAGGUGAGAAGCCAUGUCAAUGAUCUAUGUGUGGAAAAGUUUUACAAUGAAAUCACAUCUUGUUAGGCAUCAGAGGGCUCACACAGAAAUAAAAAAAACCCAAAACAUUACCAUGAGGUAAUAGACAAAAAAUGAGUCAGUUCAAUAAUCUAAAUAUUAUAAAAUA
Pseudophryne corroboree (corroboree frog) is the source of this 3766-nucleotide messenger RNA. Its product is annotated as zinc finger protein 615-like. The transcript is spliced from 15 exons. Bases 111 to 3623 code for a protein of 1170 amino acids. Gene Ontology annotation, biological process: urogenital system development; embryo development; regulation of transcription by RNA polymerase II. Lineage: Eukaryota; Metazoa; Chordata; Amphibia; Anura; Myobatrachidae. The record is from RefSeq and is a predicted model, not a curated record. Gene Ontology annotation, molecular function: DNA-binding transcription factor activity, RNA polymerase II-specific; RNA polymerase II transcription regulatory region sequence-specific DNA binding. Gene Ontology annotation, cellular component: nucleus.